AUGGGCGCUUCGGCUAAGCUCAAAAACUGCAAGGGCGCUUUGGACGACGUGGAGCAGCUCUUGCCGGAGCUGGCCAAGGCCAAGGCCUCAGACAAGGAGGCCCUGGAACUCCGCGAGAAGAUCCUCGCGUCUGGGGCCCAGACAUCUGAGGAGGCCGAAGCGAAGCGGAGCAGCCCCAAGGCUGUUGGGCCCUUUGCUGCUGUGGACGGCCUUGAAGGCAGUACCAUUUCAGAUCCCCGGACCAUGCAAGAAGGCCGAGACGCCGAAGCCGAAGAGUCCCAGCGUCGCCCCUGCAGUGUUUCCUUUGCAGAUGCGGGCGCUCUAUGGGGAUUGAGGGAGGCGCAGCUCUUGGUAUUGCGCACGGCCAGCGACGACGAGGAGGACGAGCCGGUGCCGGCUGCCAAAAGCAGUGAGACGCCGAAGGCGACGGGGACGGCCGAGCCCUUCCCCGACCUCAAAGUGGAGUUUACAGUCACCUCCCUGGAGGAGGCGAAGAAAACAGCAAACACCCUCUUUGCUGACGGCAAGACAAGCGAUGCCGAGAGGUGGUUCUCGAAAGCCAUAUGGGUGGCGGAAGAGUCUGGAAAAAUGAAGGAGGUUCCCGAGAGCUUGCGGUCCGUGCUCCAUUCCAAUCGGGCUUUUGCGCGACUGAAGUUGAAGCAGUGGUCCGGCGUGGAGGAUGACUGCACCAAGGCUCUGAGCCUCAACACGGGCAAUGCCAAGGCCUUGUACCGCCGAGCGCAAGCACGUUUCGAGCUGAAGCAGCGACAGGGGGCCUUGGACGACGUGGAGAAGCUCUUGCCGCUGUUGGCCCCUCCUUCGGACAAGGAGGCUCGAGAGCUCCGUGAGAAGAUCCUCGCGUUGCCUGUCGAGGGGGAGCCACCCAAAAAGGCCGAACCGAAGCCGAGCCCGAAGGCUGCAGCGGAGCCACCGAAAACCAGCAGCCCGAAGGCAGCGGCACCAAUGCCCAACGGAUCCAGCGAGCCAGCCCCUGGUUUCAGGCGCAUGGAAAUCGUGGAGGCCAGCGAUGAUGAAGACGACGAGCCGGCCCCCGUCAGCAAUGGCAGCGAUUCUCCAAAGGCAAAGGCACCGGCAGAGCCCUACCCCGACCUGCACAUAGAGUUCACAGCUGCUGGCCUGGAGAAGGCUAAGCAGCAGGCCAAUGGGCUGUUUUCAGCAGGCAACACGAGCGAAUCGGAGAGGUGGUUCUCGAAAGCGCUUUGGGUGGCUGAGGAGUCAGGGCAGGUGAAGGAGGUUCCGGACAGCUUGCGGGCGGUGCUGUACUCCAACCGGGCUUUCGCCCGGCUGAAGCUGAAGCUUUGGCCCGGCGUGGAAGAGGACUGCACCAAGGCCUUGGCCCUGAGCCCCAACAACGCCAAGGCGCUCUACCGCCGAACACAGGCACGCUUCGAGCUGAAGCAGCGCAAGGGGGCGUUGGAGGACGUGGAGAAGCUGCUGCCGCUUCUCGCAUCCCCUUCCGACAAAGAUGCUCUGGAGCUCCGCGACAAGAUCUUAGCGCUGCCUUCCGAGGAAGGCGAGCCCAAAAAGGCCGAAGCGCCGAAGCCCAGCAGCCCCAAGGCCGAAGCGCCGAAGCCCAGCAGCCCCAAGGCCGAAGCGCCGAAGCCCAGCAGCCCCAAGGCCGAGCCUCCGAAAUCCAGCAGCCCCCCCAAGGCCGCAGCGCCGAAGCCGAGCAGCCCCAGCGCGCCCCCAGCGGCAGGGUUCCGGCGCAUGGAAAUCGUGGAGGCCAGCGAUGACGAAGACGAGGAGCCGGCACCAGCCUGGUUCACCGUCCAAGGUGUGGAGAAGGUGCAGGGGUGGUUCUCGAAAGCCAUCUGGGUGGCCGAGGAGUCCGGCAAGGUGAAGGAGGCCUACAUCGCAAGUGGCCGCACUUGUUCCGGGCUGAAGCAGCGGCAAGAGGCUUUAGAGGAUGUGGAGAAGCUGCUGCCGCUGCUGGCCGCAUUCUCGGUCCUUCUGUUCGGCUGUAGCAUGAGUGGCAGCACUAUCGGUUGCAUGUCCAGCUUGUUAUUCGAAAGUUCGCUCUCAUUGGUGUUGUCCCAUCCCGUCUUCCUUGCCCUCAUCAUGCAUGUGAUUGCAACUGCCUGUCUGGUGAUCCGCUGCACACGAAGUCGUACCCUUUCCAUCAUGGUAGUUGCGGCCUCGUGGCAGUAA
Symbiodinium sp. CCMP2592 is the source of this 2169-nucleotide messenger RNA. The record is from the annotation of a GenBank genome assembly. NCBI's taxonomy places the organism in Eukaryota, Dinophyceae, Suessiales, Symbiodiniaceae.